UGACUCCUAUCAAACGGUCUUGUUUCCUCCGAUGAAAUCCCAGCAAAUCUCGUCCAUUGAUUUUGCCGUGUGGUGGAAAAUACAAGUAAAGCUUGCUUCUCUUCUUCUUUUAGCCACUCUUCAAUCGAUCCCUCGAAGUAUCCCCACCGCCGUGCUGCCGCCGCUGCGCAUCUCCCUCUCCUUGCUUAUCUCCGGCGUGUUCUUCUUUGUCGGUGCCAUUGGGAUCGUCUUCGCCAUUAUCGUGCUCCUUCACCCCCCGCGGACUGUGCAGGUUUCGGUGUUCCAGUGUGGGAGAGCUGAGGACACGCUUAGGAACUUCCGGUCGAGAUCUAGCGUUGGUGGUGGUGCUGGGUUGGAGGAUCGACCGAAGCUGCUGGGCUUCGUCGGGGUGCAGACGGGGAUUGGAUCCGCUGAUCGUCGGGCUGCGCUUCGGAGCACUUGGUUCCCUUCCGAUCCGGAGGCUCUAACUCGAACUAAGGCUGAUCCUGUUAUUCUGGCUGAGUAUGUGGUGGCAUUACUGAGGAAUGACAAGCCCAAAAAGGAACUGCAGAAGCUGUGCGCCGAUAGCUUGGUUGAGUUUCUGGGGCCGAGUAUGUUCAUUCUUGCCUCUUGUAUUAUAGGCUUCUUAGGUUGUCCUAGAAAAUCUUCAAGAUGCACAUGGAAGAGAGGCAUUUCUCCACUAGCUACUGUACGCUUGUUACCCAGCAUCAGUUAUCAGUUCUUGGAGAUAUGAUAGAUGGUUUGCAAUUGAAUCUAUUGACCAAAAGAAUGGAAGUCCACCACCAAAGUGAUUUCCAAGUGAUCCAACCCACACACAAUAUGCAAUCUUCUCAUGCCAAAGUUGUGAUACAAAUGUGCAUAGAUAACCUGGCCUACUACUACAGGUGCUGAACACUCAGGCCUACAAAGUGGAUGAGUGGUGUCUGGCCAUGCAAAUAAAUUUCCUCACAAACUUUAUGGCAUUGGAUUUUUGUGUGGAUGCUCAUGAAAAGAAGGCAAAGGGCAACACCAGCAAGAUGUUUGUGCCUUUUGGUAAAGGCCUUUGUUGACCCACAAAGUAUGUUUUGGAAAAGCAGGAGAAAAAGAGUGAUGGGAGUGUGGCCCUUAUCUAGGGCACAUUGUUUAUUUAUAUGUAAACUCUAUUUUUAAA
This is a messenger RNA of Dioscorea cayenensis subsp. rotundata (Guinea yam), 1150 nucleotides long. RefSeq names its product probable beta-1,3-galactosyltransferase 12. The record is from RefSeq and is a predicted model, not a curated record. Bases 32 to 733 code for a protein of 233 amino acids. The transcript has 6 exons. Lineage: Eukaryota; Viridiplantae; Streptophyta; Magnoliopsida; Dioscoreales; Dioscoreaceae.